CGACAAGCCAAGCACAUCACAGACAAAAUGGCGCCCGCAGCUGGAGCAAAGAAGCAAAAGAAGAAGUGGUCCAAGGGCAAGGUCAAGGACAAGGCCCAGCACGCCGUCCUGCUCGACAAGAACAUCUCCGACAAGCUCUACAAGGAUGUUCAGUCCUACCGCCUCGUCACCGUUGCCGUCCUGGUCGACCGAAUGAAGAUCAACGGCUCCCUCGCCCGCCAGUGCAUCCGCGACCUCGAGGAGAAGGGCAUGAUCAAGCCGGUCAUCACUCAUAGCAAGAUGAAGAUCUACACCCGUGCCAUCGGCGAGUAAAUUUACCACCAUGUUUGAAAGUUAAAGCAUUGAGAUUUGGCGCCUGGUUGGUCUGAACGGAAGAAAAUGGGCCAUGAGAGCAGAGGAUGAUACACGAGGUACAUACAGCCUCGGAUGGGACGCUUUUUCAUGCUCGGUGUAGCAUUUUCAUGGGAUCGGAAACGCUUUAGCAUAUGGCUACGGAAUGAAGAACUUCAAAAAAUGACC
Molecule: messenger RNA, 519 nt
Organism: Trichoderma reesei QM6a
Lineage: Eukaryota; Fungi; Ascomycota; Sordariomycetes; Hypocreales; Hypocreaceae
Product: ribosomal protein S25
Exons: 3
Coding region: 28-312 (94 amino acids)
Cellular component (GO): cytosolic small ribosomal subunit
Molecular function (GO): structural constituent of ribosome
Source: RefSeq, a predicted model, not a curated record